AUGGCUACUCGCCGAGCUCUGCACUUCGUAUUCAAAGUGGGAAACCGCUUCCAGACGGCGCGUUUCUAUCGUGACGUCCUGGGGAUGGAGGUUCUGCGGCAUGAGGAAUUUGAAGAGGGCUGCAAAGCUGCCUGUAAUGGGCCUUAUGAUGGGAAAUGGAGUAAAACGAUGGUGGGAUUUGGACCUGAGGAUAAUCAUUUUGUUGCAGAACUGACUUACAAUUAUGGCAUCAAAAACUACCAGCUUGGCAACGACUUUAAGGGCAUCACCAUCGCUUCUAGCCAGGCUGUCAGCAAUGCCAAGAAGCUGAAGUGGCCGCUCACUGAAAUUGCAGAAGGUGUUUUUGAAACCGAGGCCCCAGGAGGAUAUAAAUUCUAUCUGCAGGAUCGAAGUCCACCUCAGCCAGAUCCUGUACUAAAAGUAACUCUAGCAGUGUCUGAUCUUCAGAAGUCCUUGAACUACUGGUCUAAUCUGCUGGGAAUGAAAAUUUAUGAAAAAGAUGAGGAGAAGCAAAGGGCUUUGCUUGGCUAUGCUGAUAACCAGUGUAAGCUGGAGCUACAGGGCAUCAAGGGUGCAGUUAAUCAUGCAGCAGCUUUUGGAAGAAUUGCCUUUUCUUGCCCUGAAAAAGAGCUGCCUGACUUAGAAGACUUGAUGAAAAGGGAGAAGCAGGAGAUUCUGACUCCCUUAGUGAGUCUGGAUACCCCUGGGAAAGCGACAGUACAAGUGGUCAUUCUGGCCGACCCUGUAAGUGUUCCUUAG
Molecule: messenger RNA, 759 nt
Organism: Pipistrellus nathusii (Nathusius's pipistrelle)
Lineage: Eukaryota; Metazoa; Chordata; Mammalia; Chiroptera; Vespertilionidae
Source: the annotation of a GenBank genome assembly